UCAUGUACAGAUCCCAAACGGAUGGCGAGGGAGUCGCGAGCAGCGAAUCCAGCUCGGUAGCAAGAGGCGGGGAUGUUACCUUCAGCAAGAACCACCAAACCUCCAUCGAGGACCUUUCAGGUGAAGACCCAGAGACGAGGCGCUUGCGGACUGUGAAAAACAUUGCGGACCUGCGCCAGAACCUGGAGGAAACCAUGUCCAGCCUGCGAGGAACUCAGGUCACACACAGGUACGCAACUGCUCUCUUUUAA
This is a messenger RNA of Hippocampus comes (tiger tail seahorse), 251 nucleotides long. Its product is annotated as neuron navigator 2-like. Gene Ontology annotation, biological process: neurogenesis; nervous system development. The transcript has 3 exons. NCBI's taxonomy places the organism in Eukaryota, Metazoa, Chordata, Actinopteri, Syngnathiformes, Syngnathidae. The record is from RefSeq and is a predicted model, not a curated record. The coding region runs from base 3 to 251 and encodes 82 amino acids.